GUACGUGCAUAAGAAAGAGAGAGGCAGGCAGGGCAGCAUUGUUAUCUUAAGACACUCAUCUGGUGUCAGAGUCUGCAGGUGACACUGCCUAGGUGCGGAGCGCGUAGUCGGAGCGGGGACGCGCCUGGCUGCAUCCCUGAGAUGGAAACCCUGUGCCUCGGAAGCUGCUUCGGCUGCCUCCGCGGCGCCUCCGCUGAGCUCGGAGGGCCCCGCUAGGACUUGCCCAGGGAUGUGCACCUGCCAUGCAGGGCGAGCACAGGGGCAGGUCUGCAGGCUGCGGAGCGAGCAGUGAAGUCGGAGGACCUGUCUCUGCCCUGUGCACCACGGUGACUCCAGGAGAGGGAGAGGGCGGUGAGUCUCUUUAGAGUUGCAAGAAAGGCAAGAUCGUGGGUUCUCUUCGGUGGAGGGAAAGGGGACUCCCCCAGUAGGGCUUUGCACUUUCCUUCCCUCUCCCGCUGCGUGUGCCCCGGCCCAGCGCCGAGAACCCCUUGGAACAUGCUCUGCGUGCCAGGGACCCUUGCUGCCUGGCGGGAAGGCGGCAGGCAAGGGGUCUAACGGCGGCGGCGGCAGCAAAGCGGGAGCUAGAGAAUUUGAAAAGAGACAUCCGCUCCCUCUCACACGCUGAGGGGGAGGCAUUUGCGUUUCCCCAAAGGAGAAGGAGCCGCCAGAAAUCAUGAAGUAAAAACUUUGGAAAGCUGCCACCGAAGAUGUUGCACAAAAACCUGGGAUCUUUUAGGAGACUCCUCCCAGUCGGGGGAGGUUUGGGGAGCAGCUGAUACAGCAAGGAGGGCUCUUGCAAGGAUUCAAGUUCCAGGAGCCCUAGAGGAGCGGCGCAGAGGGGGAGACUGUGGCGAGAGAAUGAAGAAGCCAACUGCCCGGGAGAAGCAUGAGGUGGCAGUGCGGCACUCGGUUUAGAGGGCUUCGGCCGGCGGCGGCCCCAUGGGCAGCCCUGCUGGCGCUGGGCCUCCCCGGUUGGGUGUUGGCAGUCUCGGCCACGGCUGCGGGUGCGGCCCCCGAGCCCCAUGCCUCCUCGGCUGGCCAGCCGCCCCUGGACUGGCUGCUCACGGACCGGGGCCCGUUCCACCGCGCGCAGGAGUAUGCUGACUUCAUGGAGCGCUACCGCCAGGGGUUCACCACCAGGUACAGGAUCUACAGGGAGUUUGCCCGUUGGAAAGUGAACAACUUGGCUCUGGAAAGGAAGGACUUCUUCAGUUUGCCAUUGCCUCUUGCCCCGGAAUUUAUCCGGAACAUCCGCCUCCUUGGAAGGAGACCUAACCUGCAACAGGUUACAGAAAACCUGAUCAAAAAGUACGGCACUCAUUUCUUACUGUCUGCCACGCUUGGAGGAGAAGAGUCUCUGACCAUUUUUGUGGACAAGCGGAAACUGAGCCGAAAGACAGAGACAGCAGGAAAUGCCCCCGUAGUUGGGGGUGGUGGGAACAGCUCUGCUGUGUCUCUGGAGACCCUGCACCAACUGGCAGCCUCCUACUUCAUCGACAGAGAGAGCACGUUGCGGCGGCUGCACCAUAUCCAGAUAGCCACGGGGGCCAUCAAGGUCACAGAGACCAGGACUGGCCCUCUGGGCUGCAGCAAUUAUGACAAUCUGGACUCGGUCAGCUCUGUCCUGGUACAGAGUCCGGAGAACAAAGUGCAGUUACUUGGUCUGCAGGUGCUGCUGCCAGAGUACCUGCGUGAGCGCUUUGUGGCCGCCGCACUCAGCUACAUCACGUGCAGCUCUGAGGGUGAGCUCAUCUGCAAGGAGAAUGACUGUUGGUGCAAGUGCAGCCCCACCUUCCCAGAAUGCAACUGUCCUGAUGCGGACAUCCAGGCCAUGGAGGACAGCCUGCUGCAGAUCCAGGACUCCUGGGCAACUCACAACCGGCAGUUUGAAGAGUCAGAGGAAUUCCAGGCCCUGCUGAAGAGGCUACCGGAAGACAGGUUCCUGAACGCCACAGCCAUCUCCCAGUUCUGGGCCCUGGACGCCGGCCUGCAGCAUCGCUACCGGCAGCUGGCGGCCAGCUUGAAGGUGCUGUUCAAGAAGACCCGCCGCCUGGUCCGCAGGCUCUUCAGCCUGUGCCAGCGCUGCCACCGGCAGCCGCGCUUCCGCCUGCCCAAGGAGAGGUCCCUGUCCUACUGGUGGAACCGAAUCCAGUCCCUCCUCUACUGUGGAGAAAGCACCUUCCCUGGCACCUUCCUGGAACAGAGCCACAGCUGCACCUGCCCCUAUGACCACGCUUCCUGCCAGGGCCCCAUCCCUUGUGCCUUGGGUGAAGGGUCUGCAUGUGCCCACUGCGCUGCGGAAAACAGCACACGUUGUGGGAGCUGCAACCCGGGCUACGUGCUUGCCCAGGGGCUGUGCCGGCCGGAGGUGGCCGAGUCCCUGGAGAACUUUCUGGGGCUGGAGACAGACCUGCAGGACCUGGAGCUGAAGUACUUGCUGCAGAAGUGGGACAGCCGCAUCGAGGUACACGCCAUCUUCAUCAGCAAUGACAUGCGCCUGGGCAGCUGGUUUGACCCUUCCUGGAGGAAGCGCAUGCUGCUCACGCUGAAGAGCAACAAGUAUAAGCCUGGGUUGGUGCACGUGAUGCUGGCCUUGUCCCUGCAGAUCUGCCUCACCAAGAACAGCACCCUAGAGCCUGUCAUGGCCAUCUAUGUCAACCCCUUUGGGGGCAGCCACUCUGAGAGCUGGUUCAUGCCCGUGAACGAGGCUGACUUCCCCUACUGGGAAAGGACUAAUGUGGAUGCAGCUGCCCAGUGCCAAAACUGGACUAUCACUUUGGGCAACAGGUGGAAGACCUUCUUUGAGACAGUCCAUGUUUACCUACGGAGCCGAAUCAAGUCCCUGGAUGACAGCUCCAAUGAGACAAUCUACUAUGAGCCCCUGGAGAUGACGGAUCCCUCCAAGAACUUGGGCUACAUGAAAAUCAACACACUGCAGGUCUUUGGCUACAGCCUGCCCUUUGACCCAGAUGCUAUCCGGGACUUAAUUCUCCAAUUAGACUACCCGUACACUCAAGGUUCCCAGGACUCUGCCCUCUUGCAGCUCAUAGAGCUUAGGGACAGGGUAAACCAGCUUUCUCCACCUGGCAAAGUCCGGCUUGACCUCUUCUCCUGCUUGCUCCGCCAUCGGCUCAAGCUGGCCAACAAUGAGGUGGGCAGGAUCCAGGCCUCUCUGAGGGCUUUCAAUUCCAAGCUGCCAAACCCCGUGGAGUAUGAGACAGGCAAACUCUGUAGCUAAUGGGGGGUCUGCUCCAGUGCUGGACAGGGAGGGGAUCCAUGAAUCUGGGUGUGAAGAUCACUUGAGCCCUCACCUAGUGCCAACAGGGUGCUCCCUUUGAGACUUCUAGCACCCAGCCGACAGGACCUUGGGGCUUGGACUGAGCAGGUAGGAGAGAAAGACACAGCCGCUGCACACAUGCACACACCACACGUGUGAACUCACACACACACACACACAGACACACACUCACCCGGGAAAGCUACAACUCCACAGCCUUGAAUCUGUAAAGUCAGUUCUUCCUCAAAUGAAUGCAACUGAAGGAGAGGAACCAACCGAUGGAGAGACGAGGAAAAAGAGCCAGCCAAACCAUGAAACAACAGAUCCUUAAAAGCGAUUCUUACCAAUCAAGAAAGCAAGUGGGGACAACAAUGGGAGGGGUGCGAGCUCUUUCUCUCCCUCUGUGGAGUCACUUUUGUAUUCUUUUUAACCAGAUUUCUUAAAAUGCGUUGUUUCGUGAUAUUCUACACUGGGUCUUACUUUUUGUGUGCUGCCCCCCGUGGCCCGCAACCCACAACCCCCAACCCUCCCAGACACUGACUGCUCCUCAGGCAGGCUCCCUUGGGAAACUCAAAAAGUGAGCCCAACAGAGCCCCGCUCAGGGCAGGCGGGCACGCUCUGCCUCAUCACCCCGUCCUCCUGCCAGCCGCCACUUGCUUCCCCGUCCUCCCCGGUUUCAGGGCCCUGGCUCGCUCCACAUUCCCCUGGUCCAGCCAGAGCGCCUCUUCCAAGAGCACCUGAUCUGUCUAGAAAGCAGCUCUGUCAAAUCAGAGAGAGACAAUGUAUAGGGCAAUGUUCUUUUUAAAAAAACAAACAAACAAAAAUAUUUAUUUUGUGACUGUUUUCCUUGUCAAUCUGCUCCAACCACAUGAACAUGAGUAAAAAUUUACC
Messenger RNA from Manis pentadactyla (Chinese pangolin), 4168 nucleotides. It is a transcript of the gene BRINP2, whose product is annotated as BMP/retinoic acid inducible neural specific 2. The record is from RefSeq and is a predicted model, not a curated record. NCBI's taxonomy places the organism in Eukaryota, Metazoa, Chordata, Mammalia, Pholidota, Manidae. The coding region runs from base 887 to 3238 and encodes 783 amino acids. Gene Ontology annotation, biological process: negative regulation of mitotic cell cycle; positive regulation of neuron differentiation. The transcript is spliced from 8 exons.